Molecule: messenger RNA, 420 nt
Organism: Symbiodinium sp. CCMP2456
Lineage: Eukaryota; Dinophyceae; Suessiales; Symbiodiniaceae
Source: the annotation of a GenBank genome assembly
AUGUGGUGCUUUUCGCAGUCUCCUGCCUCUCGCAGCUUUUCUCUAGACUGCCCCGGGUAUUGUGCGCCUCGGAAAGACCAGGAGCUGAUCGUUGCUUCCGAUGCCUGCGACAAAGAGGCUAGACGUCGGUCUGCCGCCCGCGAAGCGAUGAGUUUACCAGCUUCUGACCGAUUCUGGGAUGCUUUCCAAGGCAGUUGGUACCGCGUGGAGGACAAUCGUUGUGUCGGUGAGAUGUACGAGAACAGCAUGAUUUGGCACGCCCAGUGGAACAUGCCGGAAGCAGAAAGUGUGCUGGAGAGUCUGAACGAAGACACGAUCCUGCACGAACUUAAGGGUCACAUUCUCCUGGACAGAAUCCGUCGAGAUGCGCAGAUGACCAUACUGUGGAGUGAUGGUGAUGUGUGGCUGCUGAAGCGAUGA